AUGGAUACGGAUGACAUUGAACAAUAUAUCCAACACAUUAUUGAUCGGAAAGAAACAAGCUUAAACUUGAGUAAUCGCUCACUACGUGCCGUACCAUCGUCUGUUGCUCGUUGCUCCUUCCUCGAACAUCUCUAUUUGAAUAACAAUGAGCUGAUCAUUCCACCUACUGAACAAUUGUCCACAUUAACAAAUUUAGAAACACUUUCACUCGAACAAAAUCAAUUAACAAUGUUACCAUGUACAUUAUGGACUCUGAGGAGUCUGAUACGCUUAAAUCUUAGUCAUAAUCCACUUGGUCAAAUAUCAUUAGCGCUAGGUCAGUUAAGAAAUCUACAUGAACUAUGGCUAACAAACAUAAAUCUGUAUGACAUUCCAUUGAAUAUAUUUUCGAAUUUGAAUCAAUUAGAAAAAUUAUCAUUGAAAUCCAAUCAUUUACGACAAUUACCAAGUGAUAUUGGUUAUUUAAUCAAACUCUGUUGGCUGUGCCUCGAAGAUAAUGAAUUAAGUGAUUUACCUGACUGUCUACAAGAUUGUGUACAUUUAUCUUAUCUCAAUUUAAACGGUAAUAACUUUGCUCAUGUUCCAAAUGUGAUCGGCAAACUCUCCUCGUUGAAUAUCAUUUCCUUACAACGCAAUGCGAUUGCUGAAAUCAAUGAUGAAACCUUAUUAAUGUUCUCUAGCAUGACAAAAGUUGACUUGAGAGAGAAUCCAUUGGUUGACAGACCUAAUCAUUGGAAAGGUUUGGAUUUUAUCAAAGUUGGACGUUGCAUUGAUGUCGCAUCGUAUAACGAAGAGGAAGAUGAAGAAACUAAAUCAUCUGAAUCUAGUCAAGAGUAA
Adineta ricciae is the source of this 837-nucleotide messenger RNA. NCBI's taxonomy places the organism in Eukaryota, Metazoa, Rotifera, Eurotatoria, Adinetida, Adinetidae. The record is from the annotation of a GenBank genome assembly.